AUGGAUGAGGAAUGUGAUAUUGUUAUUGGUUAUAAACUAAAAUUCUGGCCGAAAAUAACUAAUAAACGUCUUGAAACAUUACAACAUACCAAACCUCCCAUAUAUAAACAAAUAAGAGACUCGUCUGUUUAUGCAAUACCAAAAUGGUGUAAGCAUACGUCAGAAGAAGCAGCACGUUAUGAAUUUCAUUUAUCAUUUUCGGCUGUUGAGUUAACAUUAGUCAAGCUGCGUACAACUAUUGAAAAAAUGCUUAAUAGAAUAGCAAGAUACAUUUAUUAUAAACAUAUUCGACGUGACAGUGACCAUAUUAAAUCAUAUGUUAUUAAAAUAAUCGUAUUAUGGAUGUGUGAAGAAUUUGACCUUGAACACGAAUUUCAAAAUGUACAUGAUGAAGAGAUAAUUGCUAUUGAACUAGGAAAACGUUUUAUUAACUUUACAUUGGAUAAACUUAACCAACAUUAUUGUAAGCAUUACUUCAUUGAUGAUGUUAAUAUUAUUUUUGCCUCGGGAUUAGCAGUAUGA
Messenger RNA from Didymodactylos carnosus, 522 nucleotides. The record is from the annotation of a GenBank genome assembly. NCBI's taxonomy places the organism in Eukaryota, Metazoa, Rotifera, Eurotatoria, Philodinida, Philodinidae.